This is a messenger RNA of Amorphotheca resinae ATCC 22711, 1520 nucleotides long. RefSeq lists its product as hypothetical. The transcript has a single exon. The coding region runs from base 328 to 1305 and encodes 325 amino acids. Lineage: Eukaryota; Fungi; Ascomycota; Leotiomycetes; Helotiales; Amorphothecaceae. The record is from RefSeq and is a predicted model, not a curated record.
UCGAAGUAGCAAUAGAUACCUUAUGCUAACCAAUGCCGUGAUGCAGACAGGUUUCCUCCUGACAAUACGCAAUCACGUUUAUAAUACAACCGUUUUGAAUGCUAUGCUUCCUUGGUUCCGUAUUGGGAAAUCAUUAUCAACUACGGCAUAAUGCCUCUCCAAUCUUUAGAAGCAAAUACUCCUUAACCUGUCGGCAUCCGAGCUAUCUAGACCAAAGGGCGAUUUUGCACUUAAAGCAACGCUGUUCUGCUUCCAGGAUGCUCUUGAGUUUUCAACAGCUGCUACAAUUCUGAGGCCCUCGGUCAUCAAGACAUCGUUCCCAAAUCCAUGAUGAACUCCCGAUAUCCCCAGGCCCACUCACGCGGUCUUUUGCGCCGAAGCUACAUAACCCCUCGGCCAUCAUCCACUGACCGAUACGGCCGUAUAGCAGACCUCUAUCCAGACUUUGAUGGACUGCGCAUCGAUCCUCGUGUGGGCCAAGUAUUCUUAGAUGUGGGCAACGAUGUCUUCAAUGUCAGGCCAAGAAACUGGACCAGUGCAUCAAGAUUUCAAGACACUGCUGCAGAGCCUGAGCAAUUAGUAGCGACAUCGGAAAUAGAAACCGCAAGAAGACGAGGUCAGAACAUCAGAAACUUGGGCCGACUGUCUCCACGACCGGAAUUCGUUGAUGAAUAUGGCGAGAAAAGUUCCAAACCCGGGAUUACUUACGAGAGGAAGGAAGCACUCCCUUUUGUCAGUGCCAUGAAGGGGCUGCAUCGCAAGCUUGAAGCAGCUAAGCAGAUCUAUAUCCACUUUCAAUCCGAAUACGAUACCGAAACUGAGUCAAUCAAGAAAUACGCAACCAAGGAGAUAUUGGAAGAUCUAUGGACUUCAAAAAUGAGAAGCAAGAAAGGUAGAAGCGUCCUUCUUGAGGACCAGCAUGGAGAUGAAGAUAAUAGAUAUGGGUACGAAGAGAAAUUUGUGGGAUGGAAGAGGAAGAUCGCUCAAGCUCUAGAUGAAGUUCUCAAUUCGUCCAUCAAGAAAGGAACGCUGAAUACUCCCAAGAACAUCACCCGCUAUCAAUCCAUGGUGCGUCUCAGAGAGAAGGUCUACACAGCAAAUCGACAGAUCUUGCCCUUGCUCGAUGACGUCUCAAAAGGCCGAGAGUACUGUAAGGCAUUGAUCACCGAGUUGGACUUACUCAAAACUUUGAUCAGUCCAGACCAUGACAACACUAGAGAACUGUACAGGGGUGGUGACAGUGACGAGGUUGAUGCAUCUAGUGAUAUCGAGGAUGGUAAUAAAGAAUCGGGGCAGUGGCAAUGAUGGAGCAGUGCACAUGCCUGUUUGAAGCGUGGGGAGCUGCAUUUUUCUUCCCCUGUUGCGUUGAGUUAUGCUGGGUUGGACUGGAUCGGUAGACAUCAUCAAGAAGAUGGAACUAUGUGUUGCAACAGAGGGGCGCUACCGUAACGGUAAUGUUUCGAGUGCUUUGGAGUCGGGUACAGGAUUCGGAAUCGUAGCAAUGCAAAUCCAUAUUAGUA